Molecule: messenger RNA, 1709 nt
Organism: Phyllotreta striolata
Lineage: Eukaryota; Metazoa; Arthropoda; Insecta; Coleoptera; Chrysomelidae
Source: the annotation of a GenBank genome assembly
GAUUUUCCGUCAAAAUCUCUAUUCUCAAACGUUCGGUAAAUUUCAGUUAAAAGAUCCCCACCAUCUUUAAAAAAAACAACAACAACAACAACAACAACGAAACGCGAUGUUGUCGAUGAAGCAAGAAGAAAACGCUUCGGUGACGAAGAACCCCAACAUGUCCGAUUUCGGUAAAGAUGGCGGCCAGAAGGUCCAAUAUCCCCCCAAUCACUACGUAGACGCCAACGGUAACAUCAAGUACUUCACCCGCCAGGGCUCCUAUCCGAUGCCGAUGCCUUCGAACCAAUUCAAACAGUACUACCCACCGCCCCAACAGACUCUAAUCAAACAACAACAACUCAAAUUGCAGCGCAUGCAAUCCCAACAGGCGCAAAUGCAACCGAACCAACCGCCCCAGAUGCCCACCUCCCAAUCGCAACCGCCCCUAUUGCAACAACAACCCCAACAACCGAUGCAACAACAGCAAAUGACGAUGCAACAACAGCCUAUGCCGAUGCAACAGCAACAACAACAGCAGCAACAGCAACUGCAAAUGCCGGCGAUGCAACAACCAACGCCGUUCCAACAGCAGAUGAUGCAACCGCAACAAAUGCAGCAAAUGCGGGCGACUCAACCGCCACAACAACAACAACAACCGCCACAACAACAACAACAAGUACCACAAAGAUUGAGUUACUACGAGAACAAUCCAGGAGUUCCUCAAGUAAUGGAUUACUACAACGGAUCGUACGCGCAGAACCAGCAGUACCAGCAAAUGGACAACAUGGCGAACAACUCGUACACGCAGCAAAUGAACAAUAAUCUCCAGCAGGAUUACUACCAACCUGCAGCACCGCCUGUUAACUACCAAUUAGAAGCCAACCAGUACAACCAACAGGGCAAUUACUACCAACGCAACCAGCAGAGGAACGUCGUCUACGACAACGCCGGAAUGUACCAGCAGGCCUUCAACCAGUACCAAACGGAUUAUUACGCGAACAACGCCAACAAAAUGUACAACAACAACAACAACAAGAUGUACGCGUUCGACCACCAGCAGCAGCACGACUUCCCCAGCGAGACGGAGGUAUCGAACGUGGAGUACCACCAAGGCGGCGUCUCCAGCGAGCUGGUGAACCGCAAUUACACCAACAGCGGUUACCAAGGCAAGGAGCUGGUGCACCCGAAGGAGACGUUCGAGAAGCUCUGCCAGAACAUACCGCUGUGCAAGAACUGCGCCGAGAUCAUCCGGCACCAUUUCUACGCCAACGGCGAUUUGGACGAGGUGAAGAAGCUGGCCGAGACGAGCAAGAGCGAUCGCUCGCUGGGCGCCAAGGACAAGGACAAGACCAAGGAGGCGCCGACGAAGCUGUCGGAGGCGGAGGAGGAGGGCGCCGCCGGCGGCGGGGCGGCGACGGAGGCGGACGCGUCGAGCGGCGGCGGCGGGGAGUCGGAGGCGAACGCGGCCGGCGACAGCGAUUCGGCCAUCUACGAGGGCCAUCCGAGCAAGAAGGAGACGCCGAGCGUGCACAACUUCGUCGAGGACAAGUGCUCGAGGUGCGGCGGUUGGACGUUGGUGCAGGAGGAGGACGAACAGUGACGUGCUAUCUCUCUACGUUUUAUCUUGUGGUAUUUCGGUCGUUAUAUGUUACAAUAAAAUGUGAUUUAAUUCUCGGAGGAAUCUGUACGAGUUUGUGUAAUCUGUGUAUUUACCUGUGUUCAGAUUUUUA